AUGGGAGCUAACGUGUGUUUAUCAGAUGUUAUGUUUCUGCCAUAUCUGAAAGAUCUCCCUCAACAGUACUUUCAGUCGUAUUUUAUUGGAAUCGGAGUGGGCCAGGCAUUGCCAAUGGUUCUGGCGAUAACCCAAGGUGAGGGAUUACGAAUGCUAAUGUUCAAGGUAUAGGCCAUGUGGCUACCUGAAAAAAAAAUCAAAGUAAUGUAAUAUAAAAAAUAUAAUAACUUACUUUAAUUGACUAAAACAGCAACAAAAAAACCGACCUUUUCAAAAAUUAACUUUCUAAAAAAACAAAAAUCAGUUUUGGCAUUCUGUUGCAAGCAAUCUUUCGUUACAAAACCAAACCCAUUAAUCAUGGUAAUCGUAAAAAACAAUUUUUAGGAGCAGCAACGUACGAUUGUGUUCCGAAAAAUGCAACUGACCCAGAUAGUCCACUAGAGCCUGUAUUUACAUCACGGUUUGGUGUUGAAGUCUACUACAGUGUAGUAUUCGUUUUCUACGCUAUUGGCAUCUUGUCAUUUGUACUAUUGAGCAUUAAAAAGAAAAAUUUGAAGAAGGACGGUUCUAUAAAGUCGACAACAAGAGUGACAAAAAAAGAUUGUGAUCUUCCAGCUUUUCAAUUUAAAAGCCGGCAAGAUGUUAUGUUAGUGCUGAUGAAUAUGACAAUGUGCGCACAGUUGUAUGUUUUCGUGCCUAGUAUUACUCCGUAUGCUGUGUUGCCGUACUCUAAGGUGAGGCUCAUCAUAUUAGCUAAGAAAUUUGUUUUACUUUUAUAAAAUAGAUAUGAAUUUAACUGAACAUAGACUAUCUUUAAAUAAGAGUCUAAUAUAAGCAACCAUGUCGUAAAGAACCCUGUCAUCCUGGUGUUCUAGGAAACCUACUAUUACACAAACAUUCUAUCUUGUUUAUGUGGACCAUUGGGUGCAUUGAUGGCAAGAGCAAUGCCUACACGAGAUAUUAAAAAAGUAUUUUUAUGGUAUUUGGUUGUGAUUUCUCUAAGUUCCUUCAACGUUCUUCUUGCUUUUCAAAGUCCCAAGCCAAUACUAGUAGGAACGUUUGUUGGAAGCGUUAUGAUUGUAAGUUUUUGUGCUAACUUUAUAUUCAAUAAGGGUCUUAAUAUUGCAAUAGUGCUCAUGAAAUUGAAAAAUUUUCUUAAUAGUACGUGAUCUGACAAAGCUAGAGAAUAUACUAAAUUUUUGUCAUCUUACACUAGAGCUUUUUCAAACAAAAAUUGAAUUUUGAUCUUCUUUUUACUUUUAACAAAGAUCUUUCAUAAACUCAUUUCAGGUAUCUUGCCAAUGCCUUAUGUGGCUAAUAGGCUUCUACGUGUAUAGUAUGUUGAUAGAAAUAGUACGUGAAACUGCGCCAGCCGAGCACAUAACAGAACGUCGUUUAAUUUACUCUGGACUGAUCUCUCAACUGGGUUCGUUUAUUGGUACGGUAACUGUGUUUGUUUCUGUAAACAUGUUAGAGUUGUUCAAGGAAGUACCGCCGUGCUGA
Molecule: messenger RNA, 1503 nt
Organism: Bursaphelenchus okinawaensis
Lineage: Eukaryota; Metazoa; Nematoda; Chromadorea; Rhabditida; Aphelenchoididae
Source: the annotation of a GenBank genome assembly